AUGGUGAUGAUGGUGGCGUCGCCCAAAAAUUCGUUAAAAGCGGUGUUUGAAAGAGUAGGAGUUUAUGGUUUUGGUGGUGGUGGUGGUGGUGGUGGUGGUGGUGGAAGCAGCGACAGACAGAAAAGAAUAAGAUAUGAGAUUCAUGAUGAAGAUGACACCAUGGAAAUGGUUCAGCUUGGUGCUGAUAGAACCAAGAAUGUGCUUAUUUUGAUGAGUGAUACCGGUGGUGGCCACCGUGCCUCCGCCGAGGCCAUCCGUGAUGCCUUCAAGAUGGAAUUUGGUGAUGAAUACAGGAUAUUUGUUAAGGAUGUAUGGAAAGAAUACACGGGGUGGCCGUUAAACGACAUGGAAAAUCAGUACAAGUUCAUGGUUAAACACGUCCAGCUUUGGAGCGUAGCGUUUCAUGGCACUUCUCCUCGAUGGAUACAUGGUGUUUAUCUUGCCGCCAUUGCCGCCUUCUAUGCCAAGGAGGUCGAGGCCGGUUUAAUGGAGUACAAGCCGGACAUUAUCAUCAGCGUUCAUCCUCUUAUGCAACACAUUCCUUUAACGGUUCUUAAAUGGCAAGGCUUACAGAAGAAAGUCAUAUUCGUGACCGUUAUUACGGAUCUGAAUACAUGCCACCGGACGUGGUUUCACCCAGGGGUCAAAAGAUGCUACUGCCCUUCGGAAGAAGUAUCAAAGCGGGCUUUGCUAGACGGUCUAGAACAAAACCAAGUGCGUGUUUUCGGAUUGCCGGUUCGGCCCUCUUUUGCCCGUGCUGUCCUCGACAAGGAUGGCUUAAGAGUAGAGCUAGAACUCGAUCCGGUACUCCCUGCGGUUUUGCUGAUGGGAGGUGGUGAAGGAAUGGGCCCCGUGAAGAAAACCGCAAAGGCGCUUGCAGAAUCUUUAUUCGAUAACGAAACUGGGAAACCAUUGGGACAAAUGGUCGUGAUAUGUGGUCGAAACAAAGCUUUAGCUUCUUCGCUUCAGUCUUUGGAGUGGAAGAUACCCGUUAAGGUUAGAGGAUUCGAGACGCAGAUGCAGAAGUGGAUGGGUGCUUGUGACUGCAUUAUAACCAAGGCGGGUCCCGGCACGAUUGCCGAGGCGUUGAUCAGAGGGCUUCCGAUCAUCCUCAAUGACUAUAUUCCAGGACAAGAAAAAGGAAACGUCCCGUACGUGGUGGGCAAUGGCGCCGGUGUGUUCACCCGAAGCCCGAAGGAGACCGCUCGGAUCGUGGCCGGAUGGUUCACCACCAAUGCAGAUGAACGCAAGAAAAUGUCUGAAAACGCCCUCAAGUUGGCUCAACCGGAGGCCGUGUUCGACAUUGUGAGGGACAUCCACGACUUGGCGUGUCAACGUGGGCCGCUCGCUGACGUUUCCUACGUUUUAACGUCGUCGUUUUCUAGCUUAAUUUAGCAAGAUGUACAUGUAAUUUGAUUAGAUAAUCAUUACCUACCAUUCUUUGAGCUUGCAGAAAAGCUUGUGUGUGGCAAAAAUUGUAAGUUUUGUGUUGUGGAUUUAGGGUUUGUAGGACAUGAAGAAGUUGGUGUGCAAAA
Messenger RNA from Cynara cardunculus var. scolymus (artichoke), 1535 nucleotides. RefSeq names its product monogalactosyldiacylglycerol synthase 2, chloroplastic-like. Gene Ontology annotation, biological process: glycolipid biosynthetic process. The transcript has 8 exons. NCBI's taxonomy places the organism in Eukaryota, Viridiplantae, Streptophyta, Magnoliopsida, Asterales, Asteraceae. Gene Ontology annotation, molecular function: hexosyltransferase activity. The coding region runs from base 1 to 1395 and encodes 464 amino acids. The record is from RefSeq and is a predicted model, not a curated record.